ACAAUAAUAAUAAUAUAAUCGAGAGGUGAGAUCGAGAAGAAAACAAACAAAAAGAUCAUCAGCGCCACCCCUCUCCCUCCAAUCCAACCUUCUGUGUGUUCUUUAUCGUUUCUUGCCUACACCAAAUCUAGAUUCUUUUUUUUUUUUUAUAAAAAGAAAAAUUCAGUCAAAUCUCAGCUACCCGUUUUUCGGGUGAUUAGUUUAGUCAAUUCGAAUCUUUUUCUUCACUCGCUUCAUCCCCUGUUUUUCUCAAAUCUUUCCCUUUUGUUCUCCUCAUUGGUGCUGCUACUCUGCUUCAUAAAGUGAGAGAUGGUUGCUUUUGGGAAGAAGUUGAAAGACCGACAGAUCGAAGAAUGGAAAGGAUAUUACAUCAAUUACAAGCUCAUGAAGAAAAAAGUAAAGCAGUAUGCUCGCCAGAUUGAGGCCGGAGGACUUGAGCGUAGAUAUGUUCUCAAAGACUUCUCAAGAAUGCUCGAUAACCAGAUUGAGAAGAUCGUUCUUUUUCUAUUGGAGCAACAAGGGCUGCUUGCAAGCAGGUUAGAUGAUCUCGGGAAACAACAAGAUGCUCUUCAAGAGGAACCGGAUUUUGCAAAAAUUUCUGAUUUACGAGAAGCCUAUAGAGACGUUGGAAGAGAUUUAUUAAAGCUUUUGUAUUUUGUCGAGAUUAACGCCAUUGGUUUACGGAAGAUUCUCAAGAAAUUUGACAAACGUUUCGGUUAUAGAUUUACUGAUUAUUACGUCAAAACACGGGCUAAUCAUCCUUAUUCUCAGCUACAACAAGUCUUCAAGCAUGUGGGUUUAGGGGCGGUGGUAGGAGCGAUAUCGCGUAAUCUUGCGGAACUUCAGGACCGACAAGGGAGCUACUUAUCGAUUUACGAUCAACCCGCUCUUCCUCUACAGGAUCCCGUAAUCGACACGAUAAAAGCCGCAGUCGACAGAUUAAGUUACUCAACGAAUUUCCUCACGUUUUUGGGCCAACAUGCGCUUAUUAUGCAAGAGGAAUUACCAGCGCCUUCAGAAGAAACCGUUGAUGAUCAACGAUACCACUUUAUGUCACUUUUGUUGAAUCUUGCAAACACGUUUCUUUAUAUGGUCAACACGUAUAUCAUCGUCCCGACAGCCGAUGAUUAUUCUAUGAGCCUAGGAGCUGCCGCAACGGUUUGUGGGAUCGUUAUUGGAGCCAUGGCUGUUGCCCAAAUAUUUUCGUCCGUUUAUUUUAGUGCGUGGUCUAACCGAUCGUAUUUCAGACCGUUGGUGUUUAGCAGCAUCGUUCUUUUCAUAGGGAAUGCCAUGUAUGCAAUGGCUUAUGAUUUUAACUCGAUUGCAGUGCUUUUACUUGGUCGUUUAUUUUGUGGUCUUGGUUCAGCUAGAGCGGUGAACCGGAGGUAUAUCAGCGACUGUGUACCGCUAAAAAUCCGGAUGCAGGCUUCAGCGGGUUUUGUUAGUGCUAGUGCUCUAGGAAUGGCAUGUGGGCCCGCCCUUGCGGGUUUGCUACAGUUCAAAUUCAAAUUUUAUAACAUGACCAUUGACCAGAACACGUCACCUGGCUGGCUUAUGGCGUUUGCAUGGUUGAUUUACCUCGUUUGGUUGUGGAUAUCGUUUAGAGAACCCGCGCAUCCAACCGAGGAGAAACAUGAACCCGAAUCUACUUCCGGUCAAGCCAAUAGUGAUGUUCUUGAAAAAGGUGUAACGGAACCGUUGCUAAUAAGCUCAGAACCACACCAAGAUGAAGAAGAAGACGCGGAAUACGAUGGUAGUGAAGAAACUUCAGAAGAUUCACGUGCACCCAUUAAUUCUAUUGGAGCCGCAUACCGAUUACUCACACCUUCCGUGAAGGUUCAACUAUUGAUUUAUUUCAUGUUAAAAUACGCAAUGGAGAUUUUGUUAUCAGAAUCUAGCGUUGUUACUACGUAUUACUUUAAUUGGACUACCGGAAAAGUUGCGAUCUUUCUUGCGUGCCUUGGGUUGACUGUUCUUCCGGUCAAUGUUGUUGUUGGAAGCUACAUUAGUAACAUGUUUGAAGACCGACAAAUUUUACUCGUCUCCGAAAUCGUGGUUUGUCUUGGCAUUCUCAUGAGCUUUCAUAUUAUUAUCCCGUAUUCCGUCCCGCAAUACGUCAUUUCAGGACUCGUUAUGUUUGUCUCCGCUGAAGUAUUAGAAGGUGUGAAUUUGUCGCUUCUGUCACGUGUGAUGUCAUCAAGGCUCUCUCGUGGGACGUUCAACGGAGGAUUACUAUCAACAGAAGCGGGAACAAUCGCUCGAGUGAUUGCUGACGCGACAAUCACGUUGGCUGGCUAUUUAGGGGAGAGCAGGCUUUUGAAUGUGACUUUGCUGCCAUCACUUGUGAUAUGCAUCAUGUCGAUCGUCGCCACUUGUUGCACCUACAAUUCUCUCUACUGAUGAUUAUCAUCAUAUAUGUGGUGUGUAUGAUUUUUUGACAUUUAUAUUCAUUUGUAUGCAUUCAUAUCGGACAGGCUGUUAUUUAUUUCUUUUUUUUUUUUUAUAAAAUAUGGGAUUUUGCAGUUUUGGAGCUGGGUUUUGUUACAUUAUUCUCCUAUUAAAUUCAUAUUUUUACAGUUAUAUUAA
Molecule: messenger RNA, 2586 nt
Organism: Helianthus annuus (common sunflower)
Lineage: Eukaryota; Viridiplantae; Streptophyta; Magnoliopsida; Asterales; Asteraceae
Product: SPX domain-containing membrane protein At4g22990
Exons: 11
Coding region: 310-2400 (696 amino acids)
Biological process (GO): transmembrane phosphate ion transport from cytosol to vacuole
Cellular component (GO): plant-type vacuole membrane
Molecular function (GO): transmembrane transporter activity
Source: RefSeq, a predicted model, not a curated record